AUGAUUGAAAUUCUCCAAACCCAGUUCAGCUACACCCCCCCACACACCCCGCUCUAUGAUUUCCUGUCUGGCCAAUACCCGGUCACACUGACACGUGUAGCUCACAAGGACACAGCUGUGAUCAUCGUCCGGGAGCAUUCCCGGUCCCCCUGCCCCCGGUCUGACCCAGCCUGCACACCCCCAAUCCUCCUGAGCAUCCCUUGUAGUGACACAGCUGUGAUCAUCAUCCAGGAGCAUUCCCGGGCCCCUGCCCCUUCUCUGGCCAACCCUGCACACCCCAGUCCUCCUGAGCGUCCCCUAGUAGAGCUGUCCAUCUUCAGACUUAAGCGAUACGUGGUCUUCCUGGAGCUGUUCCUGCAGACAGCAGAGAAGCACUUCAUGGUGGGGCACGGGGGUGGUGGUCCUCAUGGUGGACACAGCGUCACAUACUACGUCUUCACCGACCAGCUGGCUGCCGGGCCCCGUGUGCCACUCUGGGAGGGCCGGAGGGUGGUGGUCGUCGAGGUCUGUGGCGUCCUGCUCUGGCAGGAUGUGUCCAUGUGGCACAUAGCGAUGAUCAGCCGCUUCUGUGAGCAGCGCUUCUUCUGUGACGUGGAAGACCAGGUGUGCGUGGACGUGGAUGUGGGAAUGAAGUUCUGGGACCAUGUGGGCAUGGAGAUCCUGUCUCCCCUCUUUGGCACCCCACAGCUCGGUUUCUACUGGGCAGCCCACGAGGACUUCAGCUACGCGCACUGGCCAGAGUCCCAGACCCACAUCCCCAGGGACCAGGGCAACUUUUACUACAUGGGGGCCUUUUUUGGGGAAUUGGUGGUGGAGUUUCCCCGACUGACCUCGGCCUGUCACCAGGCGAUGGUGGUCAACUGGGCCAGUGGGAUUGAGGCCAUGUGGCCCGUUAAGAGCCACUUGAACAGGUACCUGCUGGGCCACAGGCCCACCAAGGUGCUGUCCCCGGCGGAGCUGUGGGACCCAUGGCUGCUGGGCUGGCCCCCCAUCAUUCCCUGGGUCAUGAAGAAGCUGAGAUUUGUGGCUGUGCCCAAGAGUCACCAGGACAUCUGGAAG
This is a messenger RNA of Callorhinus ursinus (northern fur seal), 1059 nucleotides long. The record is from RefSeq and is a predicted model, not a curated record. NCBI's taxonomy places the organism in Eukaryota, Metazoa, Chordata, Mammalia, Carnivora, Otariidae.